Molecule: messenger RNA, 805 nt
Organism: Hymenoscyphus albidus
Lineage: Eukaryota; Fungi; Ascomycota; Leotiomycetes; Helotiales; Helotiaceae
Source: the annotation of a GenBank genome assembly
AUGUCAGUGACUCAGGACUUGAAUCCGAUUGCCCAGAAAGUUCUCGAAAUUCCUAUGAAAUUCACCAACAGAGGGCCAAUUCUUCAACUGGUGUUUCAUUCCGACUCGAGUCAACUUUUAGUUUACAUGACUGGAACUAUUUGUAUCAUCUCGCUAUUGUCCUUAUCGGUGACCCAUUCUUGUGAAUGGCCAAAUCCGGAGUGCAAAUGGGUCACUCACCCUCAAGAUACCAACCUCGUACUUGGCGUGGGACCAGAUGCUUUGUACAUGUCGGAUUGGACUCUGACUAGACACAAAAAAUACGCAUUCGAAUAUCCGAUCAUUGAAGAGACCCAAAGAUUUGGUGAAUUGCCUCCAUUUAACUCAUGAUAAGAAACACGUUUUAGCUCAAGUAUCGCUUCUCAGUCGAACCUUGAACGAAAAUAUGUACAUGUUCUUUGAGAUAUCAUCGAUACCCACAGCGUUCGAGGACCCAAGGAAUAAAAUAUCUGUGUCAUUUCUUCCAAAACGUAUUUCGUCUCAGAUUUCUGUCACACUUUCAUUCACAUCUAGCGAUCGCCUAGUAUUCCUAUCAGAGGAUUCUUCAACUUGUUCCUUGAAGCUCCCAGGACAAUUCCUGACGAAACCUAAUGUCGAACCGAAAAAUAAGGUAGUUGAGGAAGAAAUUAAAACUUUGUUCUCUCUUCCUGGGGAUUGGAUUAGUAGAGUUAAUUUGGAGCUGUGUUGCAUUUUGUAUAUGGAAAGAUCAUUAUUGUGCCCACGGAAUGGUGAGGUGGCUAUUGUUAGAUGCGCUGCUUUACGCUGA